AUGCUAUCGUGGAAAAUUGGAUGCGGGAGCUUCAUCAACGCACUUCGGACAAGCAAGAGAGGAGCUAGCCAUCAAUCCUGGGCCCUUCCCUCGAAGCGAUGGCUCACAGACUCGGCGAACGCGUCGCAUCCCAAAACCAUCUUCUCUGGCAUUCAACCUACAGGCGUUCCGCAUCUGGGAAACUACCUAGGAGCACUACAGCGAUGGGUCCAACUCCAAAAUGAAGCAGCCCAAGACACGACCUUGAUCUACUCCCUCGUCGAUCUACACGCCAUUACCAUCCGCCAGGACCCUAAGCAGCUUCGACAUUGGAAGAGCGACAGCCUCGCGAUGCUUCUGGCUGUUGGCUUGGAUCCAAAUCGCAGCAUCAUCUUUCACCAAAGCGAUGUGCCCGCUCAUUCCGAGUUAAUGUGGAUUCUAUCGUGUCAGGCCAGUACAGGUUAUCUUGGUCGGAUGACCCAGUGGAAAGACAAGACUUCGAACGAGAAAGAGAAUAGCGAGAGGCUUAAAUUGGGGCUGUUCUCCUACCCGGUGUUGCAGGCUGCCGACGUCCUUGUUCACCGUGCCACGCAUGUCCCCGUUGGCCAUGACCAGGCUCAGCACCUUGAGUUCGCCCGAGAUUUGGCGGUCGGAUUCAACCACACUUAUGGUGCUGGGACAUUGGUGGUACCCGAGACUCUGAUCAGCCCGGCCAAGCGAGUCAUGUCUCUCACGCGACCAGCAACGAAGAUGUCGAAGAGUGAUUCGAACGACAAGUCGCGUAUCAUGCUCACCGACACGAGAGACGAGAUUUUCAAGAAGAUCAAAGCCGCAGUCACCGAUUCAGAAACAUCGUCCAUCACUUAUGAGCCGGAGAGCAGACCGGGUGUGAGCAAUCUGCUUGACAUACUGUAUCACUGCACGACCGCAUCUUCAUACCAAGACCAGAAUGAGCUCGCUCGGGACAUGGAAUCGAUGUCGUUCAAGGCCUUGAAGGGAAGAGUUGCGGAGAAGGUCGAUGAGACUGUUCAUCCGAUCCGAGAGCGCUACAGUCAGAUCAGAUCUGACGAAAAGAUGCUGGACGAUGUCGCUGCUCGGGGCGCUCAAAGGGCUACUGAGAGCGCCGCGGUGACGCUCAAGGCCGUCAAGCAGGUCGUUGGUUUGAGUUGA
Molecule: messenger RNA, 1149 nt
Organism: Saxophila tyrrhenica
Lineage: Eukaryota; Fungi; Ascomycota; Dothideomycetes; Mycosphaerellales; Extremaceae
Gene: MSW1
Product: Tryptophan--tRNA ligase, mitochondrial
Exons: 1
Coding region: 1-1149 (382 amino acids)
Biological process (GO): mitochondrial tryptophanyl-tRNA aminoacylation
Cellular component (GO): mitochondrial matrix; mitochondrion
Molecular function (GO): tryptophan-tRNA ligase activity; ATP binding
Source: RefSeq, a predicted model, not a curated record